GUCCCUGUGUAUGUAAUUAUGAUAGUACGAUGAUGAAAAAUGCACAUAAUAUUACACGUCCGACUGCUAGGUAAACAUAACUGCUAUAGAUAGAAUCAUAGAUAUUGGGAAAGAUAGAAAAAAGUGUGUGUAUGCUGGAGGAAUAAGUGUGAAUUUCGAAUAAAAGAACAUAAACCUACACGAUGGUUUUCCAGGAUAUAUCAAAGGUAAUGAUGGGGCAGCUUAGUGCCGAGGAAUUCGUGGCUCCUUUGAGCGCGUCCAUUAUGUUCUUCAUAAUCACUAUGGGAGUCGGGUGGUCGCUUAGAGCGUUAAACAAAAUGUUGACGCCGGAGCCAAUCAAAACUCAUGUUGCAAAUUUCUUAGCGACCUUGGAGAUGUGUGCAUACUUUUUCGAGAAUAAUUUCAUCUAUAAAAACUUUGGCAGCAUUUGGUUGUUUAUUGCCGUUGUAAUUGAAUGCUUCAUUGCAAACAGAACAUUUUUCGGAGCCUCAGAAAAUCCAUGUCAUGCGUUCACUCAGAUGCUUGAAAAUAAGAUCUCAGCCACUUCGGCGAUUGUCAGCAUUGUCGUACAAGCGCUUGCAGGUGUUGCUUCUUACCGGUUUGCCAGAAUGGUAUGGUCAUUGGACAUGGUUCCAGAUCAUAGGGACAGAUACAUGGAGACUGUAUGCGCCUCAGACCUGAAUGUUGCCUUCCUGAUUGGUUUCGGUAUUGAACUAGGAGCUACGCUGAUCGACACAUGGAUGGGUCGGCAGACUUUGAUGAAAAUGUCGAUGGUUGAUGAGCUCAUUAAACUUUCAGUGGGCUCUCUAAUGAUCGUUUUAGGUAUUAACAUGACCGGCAUGUAUUUCAAUCCGGCGAUGGCGUCAGGUCAUACUUUCGGUUGCCAUGGUACCGAGGUGUGGGAGCACCUGUUUGUAUACUGGGCGGGGCCUUUCCUCGGUUGCUAUGUUGCUACAGUAAUUGAUCAAAUGGUACAUAUAGACGUCGUUCAAGCGGAAAAAGAAAGUAAAAAGAAGGCAUCGUGAACGAAUACACUCGUCUAUAAACUGAAAAUUCCUUACUUUAGCCUUAGCAGUAUUAUUUCAAUAUAUUUUCAAGUACUGCAUGAAAUACCCAUUCCAGUUAAAGUUUUCCCCUAACUGAUAGCUACCUUUGCUAUAUUUAGACAAUUAAGUGAAACAAACUAGGACUUGCUCAAAGAAUUGGCUUGCUUGUCGUUAUAUUGUUUGUUGUUUUUGUUUUUCAUCUUGUUCAAACUUUGUCGGUGCAUCUACUGACUGUGCUCGCAAGAAAUGAUACUAGUUGAAUUAAGUAUGCUUGCAAUAAAUCAUACAGUGAUCAGACGUAAACGGUGCUUGUGCUCGCAAUAAACCAUACACGUUUAGUGGUGUACUUGCAAUUAAGGAUAUAGUGAUUCUGUUUCUUCCUUGUGGCCAUGGUCUACAAUCACAAUAGUAUCGUUUUACAACAUUCAAAGUUAUCAUACAAUGUAUUUGCAAAAUCCAUCGGCUGUGACGUCAUCAUUCAAUGCGGAUAGUACAAUUAAGAGACCUAAAGCAUUACAAGCGCUUUCAACUUGUCGUCUUGAAAUAUUAAAUCACCUGUUUUGUGAUCAAUACUUGAUUUUCAUUUAUGAUGUAGAGUAAAGAGAAUGAACAUUUCUGAAUAUAACUAAUAUGUACUCAAACUGUUCAAGUAAUCCAAUGUUUCAUCUAGGUUGUAUCAAAGUAUUCUAAUAGAGCGAGUUCUGCUAUUUUAGAAAUGUUUAUAUUUUACCCUAAAGUUAUUGUUAUUAUACACGCACAAUUUUACACAAUAUUUUACAAUGGUUUGUUAUUCAAAUACACUUUUGAUAAUGUU
This is a messenger RNA of Ruditapes philippinarum (Manila clam), 1860 nucleotides long. RefSeq names its product aquaporin-11-like. NCBI's taxonomy places the organism in Eukaryota, Metazoa, Mollusca, Bivalvia, Venerida, Veneridae. Gene Ontology annotation, biological process: transmembrane transport. Bases 183 to 1025 code for a protein of 280 amino acids. Gene Ontology annotation, molecular function: channel activity. Gene Ontology annotation, cellular component: membrane; cytoplasm. The record is from RefSeq and is a predicted model, not a curated record. The transcript has 4 exons.